This is a messenger RNA of Geodia barretti, 253 nucleotides long. Lineage: Eukaryota; Metazoa; Porifera; Demospongiae; Tetractinellida; Geodiidae. The record is from the annotation of a GenBank genome assembly.
AAGACUCUGCUCAUAAUUUUAUGUCAUCACAUUGUUUUUCUUCUUCAGUAAACGUACUAAACACUGAGCAACAGGUUCUUGUAACGACAGAGACGUGGAUUAGCUCAGACACUGGCUGGUAUAUUUAACUCUGUAUUGCUAGUUAGACUUGGUUACUUAUUAACCUAAGCAGGUUGGCCCUAGACACUUGGAAUUUAAGCUCAUGUCUCUCUUUUCGUAAAGUAUGAACGGUCUAGGAUAAGAAAAAGCUGAA